Molecule: messenger RNA, 2192 nt
Organism: Oryzias latipes (Japanese medaka)
Lineage: Eukaryota; Metazoa; Chordata; Actinopteri; Beloniformes; Adrianichthyidae
Gene: calr
Product: calreticulin
Biological process (GO): protein folding; ERAD pathway
Cellular component (GO): endoplasmic reticulum; endoplasmic reticulum membrane
Molecular function (GO): calcium ion binding
Source: RefSeq, a predicted model, not a curated record
CAGACAUCUGUUCUGAGGCGAGAGGAGAGCGGCGACGGUGUCUCUUCUGCUCGCUGUGAGACAACCGCAGACGAGCUGGACGGACGCCGCUGCUUCUGCGGGCGGAAAUCAGACUAUCCGUUAAUCACGCGCGUGUUCGGUGCGGGUUUCUCUCCGCGGGGUCGCUUCUCCACGUCGCCACCAUGACUGCCGUGUCGCUGCUGCUGAUGGCCGUUUGUGCCACAUCUGUCCUCGCCGAGUCCUCCGUUUAUUUCCGAGAGCAGUUCGAGGAUGGCGAUGCCUGGAAGAGUCGCUGGAUAGAAUCCAAGCACAAGUCGGACUACGGCCAGUUGGUCCUGACUGCAGGGAAGUUCUACGGAGACGGCGAGAAAGAUAAAGGCCUGCAGACGAGCCAAGAUGCCCACUUCUACGCCUCGUCGGCCCGGUUUGAUGACUUCAGCAACAAGGGUCAGCCGCUGGUCAUCCAGUUCACCGUGAAACACGAGCAGAGCAUCGACUGUGGAGGAGGAUACAUCAAACUGUUCCCCUCUGAACUCAACCAGGAGGACAUGCACGGAGACUCUGUGUACAACAUCAUGUUUGGUCCUGAUAUUUGUGGCCCGGGUACAAAGAAAGUGCACGUUAUCUUCAACUACAAGGGCAAAAACCAUCUGAUUAACAAGGACAUCAGGUGCAAGGAUGACGAGUUCACGCAUUUGUACACACUCGUCGUUAACCCCGACAACACUUACGAGGUGAAAAUCGACAACAAGAAGGUGGAGUCUGGAAACCUGGAGGAAGACUGGGACUUCCUUCCACCCAAGAAGAUUAAAGACCCCGACGCCAAGAAGCCAGAGGACUGGGAUGACCGGGAGAAGAUUCCUGAUCCAGACGAUAAGAAACCAGAGGAUUGGGACAAACCUGAGAACAUCCCUGAUCCGGAUGCCAAAAAGCCCGAAGACUGGGACGAUGAGAUGGACGGAGAAUGGGAGCCGCCCAUGAUUGCUAACCCGGAUUAUAAGGGCGACUGGAAUGCCAGAGAGAUCGAUAACCCCGCCUACAAGGGCAAGUGGAUCCAUCCUGAGAUCGACAACCCCGAGUACACGGCCGACCCAGAGAUCUACAAAUACGACAGCAUCGGCGUGAUCGGGCUCGACCUGUGGCAGGUGAAGUCGGGUACCAUCUUUGACAACUUCCUGAUUACUAAUGAUCCCAACCUGGCAGAGGAAGUGGGCAAUGACACCUGGGGCAAAACUAAGGAUGCAGAGAGGAAGAUGAAGGAAAGCCAAGACGAAGAGGAGAGGAAGAAGCGCGAGGAGGAGGAUAAGAAGAGGAAAGAUGAGGAUGAAGAAGAGGACAAGGAGGAGGAGGAGGAGGAGGAGGAAGACGAAGAGGAAGAAGACGGAGAGGAGCCUGAACUGGAGGAAGAGGAGGACGAAAGCCCGGACGCGGUGAAGGAUGAGCUGUAAGCUCAGAAACUGCUCAGACUGUGCAUCAGUGGGCCGCUGGAGACGGAAAAGGCAGACCCCGGCGUCUGACUCCCCAUGGGAGGGACAGACUUUUCAUUUGUUUACAAAAGGGGGGGAGGGGUCAAAAGGGGCAUUUCUGUUGUUUUCCUGAGCCAUCACUACUAUCUGUACUAGGAAAAUUGGAAAAACACAAUCUAUUAUUGAAUGUCAGGAUCAGAAAUGUCAGCAGAACAGGAAAAAUGGGAUUUAUUUUAAAAGGAACCUGGAUUUUUAGGAAGUUGUGACAGAAACAAAAGAUGGACCGUGCCGUAGAAAUGUUUGUUUACCUCAUCUGUUUUGUUUGUCUUUUGUUUUGUCUGUUUUUUGUCCAAAAAUGGGGGAUCCUAUUUAAACAGAGUGGAGAGGAUCUACUGCUGUUGGGGGGGUAAUCUGGAGUGGAAACAGAUGCAGUCGCUUCCAUCAGUUUCUGUUUGACACCGUUUCUGUCGCUGCGCAUGAACUGAACUCUCAGAUGUGGUUUUCAUUAAGAACAGCCCAGGAGCAGUAGAUCUUAUCAGGUUGUUUUUUCUUCAUGUGAACUGCAAUUCAUUCAUAAUUUCAACUUUUCUGCACUGCUGUACCCCAAACACUCUCAAAGAUGCUCCUUUUUGUAAGACUCGUUUUGUACUAAUGGAAGGAAAAGACAUUUCUCAACUGUUGCAGUAGAAAGGUGCUUUGUCCAAUAAAAGCCACCGAAGAAUUAAA